AUGGAAUGUUUACAAUACCUUAUUCAUUGUAUACAUUCCAAUAUUAACGAUAUAAAACAAAUAUAUUUGCCUACAAGUAUAGCUGUAACAGCACUUUAUCUUCCAAUUUUUCUUCUUUCAAUAUUCAAUCAAUCAAUAACAAAACUUUCAAAAUGGAUUUUAACGAUUCCUAUUGUUAUUUAUUUACUAUUUAUUCCUAUGUAUCAACCAGUACGUUCAAUACCAUUAUUUAAUUCAUGUAUUGCAGGUAUUGCUAUUUAUUAUGUACAAAAAGUAUGUGAAUGGUUAUUAAUUCGACGUAAUGAAUUUCAUCAAUGGUCUUUUUUUGAUAUACAACAUGAAUUAUUUUAUUAUCGUGUUUAUACACAAUCUGUUAUACAAAUUAUUAUUAAUCAAUUAGGUGGAUGUGUUGUAUAUUUAUUUUUAAUGUUCAAUUAUGAGAUUGUUCGACAUACACUUUGUCUAUUACUUAAUCGACCACUUGAAUUGAUACCUGAUCUGUUCAAUAAACCAUAUCGGGCAAUAUCACCUAUAGAUUUUUGGUCAAGAUGGCAUCAAAUCUUUAAAAAUACGUGGAUUGAAUUGAUCUUCAAACCAAUAUCAACAUUGAUUUGUCAUCAUUGGCCAUAUUUACCAAAAUUUAUCAGUUAUGGUAUUUCAUCAAUGUGUGUUUUCUUAGUUUCCGGUAUUAUGCAUGAAUAUACUGUUUAUAUAACAUUGAAUAAAUUCUCUGGUGAUCAAAUAAAAUUUUUUCUUCUUCAAGGUUUAGCUGUUCUUAUUGAAUCUGCAUUUAAACAACAAUUUCCACAGUUUUACAUUUCAAAACCAAUUGGUUGUGUCUUAACAUUUAUAUUUAAUGGUAUAACAGCUGGUUAUUUUAUACAACCUUGGAUACCAUUUUUUUGUGAUAAAAAAAUAUUAAAAUAUUCAUUUAUUAAUUUUGUUAUACGAAAUUUAUUUUAUAGAUAUUGA
Molecule: messenger RNA, 972 nt
Organism: Adineta steineri
Lineage: Eukaryota; Metazoa; Rotifera; Eurotatoria; Adinetida; Adinetidae
Source: the annotation of a GenBank genome assembly